Molecule: messenger RNA, 965 nt
Organism: Erythranthe guttata (spotted monkey flower)
Lineage: Eukaryota; Viridiplantae; Streptophyta; Magnoliopsida; Lamiales; Phrymaceae
Product: chaperone protein dnaJ 11, chloroplastic
Source: RefSeq, a predicted model, not a curated record
UUCAAUAAUUCAUCGCCCACGCUGACUCAUCACCCCCGUGGGGCCCACUUCUCCUCCCACACACACACUAUCCCUUCCUUCUCUAUAUAUAACUGAUUCCCUUCUCAGACUGCAAUCAUCUUCAAUUCAAUUCAAUUCAAUUCAAAAUCACACUCACACCACAAUCAAUCAAUCAAUAUAUCUAUACAGUUAGUUAACAAAUCGUAUUUUUUUUCCUCUGAAAUUAACCAUGGCUUCCACAUCAUUUGCGCUCCCGAAUCAAUUCACCGGCCGGAGAUUCCCGGCCGCGCCGCCGCAGAUGUCGCAGAAUCUCCGCCAGACGAUGCGCGUCUCCGCCCGCUACGCCACCGCCGAGAGGACCUCCUCCUCCUCCUCCGCCUCCGCCGCCGCCGGAGAAUCCGGAAAUUCGUCCUCGCACACGGCGUCGUUCUACGACGUGCUAGGGAUUCAGGCCGGCGCCACCAGCCAGGAGAUCAAGUCCGCCUACAGAAAUUUGGCACGGACGGUCCACCCGGACGUGGCGCCGAACUCGGCGGACGAGUUCAUGAGAGUCCACGCGGCGUACGCCACUCUCUCCGACCCGGAGCAGCGCGCGGUGUACGAUAGCUCGCUCUUCCGGAUGCGGCGGAGGACGACGGUGGUCUCGAUGGGCGGCGGCGGCGGAUAUUCCGAGAUGAGCCGGGGAAGGAGGUGGGAGACCGAUCAAUGCUGGUAGUGAAUAAAUCUAGGGAUUUUCCCAAUUUCGGAAUAUUCGGAUUUGGGGGAAACUGUGUACAGAUGUUUAACGCCCACAAAGAUUCUGAAUGUCUCGUCAUUAUUUAAUUGUAGACGAAAUCUUUGUGUAAAAAUAGAAAAAAAAAAUGAGUAGAAUUUGUAUAUAUAUAUAUUUGCAUUUUGCUCUGUUUAUUUCAUAAUUUGAUUAUCGACCAUCAAAAUUGAAAACAAAUGUUUUGAGUCAUAUGAAA